Molecule: messenger RNA, 2610 nt
Organism: Impatiens glandulifera
Lineage: Eukaryota; Viridiplantae; Streptophyta; Magnoliopsida; Ericales; Balsaminaceae
Product: cyclic nucleotide-gated ion channel 1-like
Biological process (GO): monoatomic ion transport; transmembrane transport
Cellular component (GO): membrane
Molecular function (GO): monoatomic ion channel activity
Source: RefSeq, a predicted model, not a curated record
GUUCUAUCUCUCUGUAAAUCGAAGAUUUGAAGGAAAUAUAUGCAAGUCUAAAUAAGUCCAUAAUAGGAAACCCUGUCGUGGUUUCAGAAGAAGUAUCCGCGAAACUUCCUUGUCCCCCCUCUCUCUCAUACCCGACUCACCUUUUUCAAAAAAAUCUCUUCAUUUUUCCUUUACAGUACAACCCAUUGAAGAGGAGAGUCAUAUACGCUGUUACUGGUUCGGAAUCUUGCGCUGCUGCCUAAGUGAAUUGGUGCAUGAAGAAGCUUUCUGCAUAUGGAGUCUAAAGAUUGAUGAUAAUUUGCUUUGUGCGUGUUGACUGUAGUUAUGAAUAAUCCGCAAGAGAAAUUUGUGAGGUUUCAGGAUUGGAACUCUGGGGAAAAUGCAGGGAAUCGAUUCUCUGCAAAUCAAGCUGGUAAUAUCAGAAGAACAAUAAGCUCAAUUUCUGAUAAGUUCCAGAGAGGCUAUGAAUCUGCUUCUGAGAGAAUUAGGGGCUUAAGGGUAUCUUUGAUACCCCGUUCUUUAAGUGGCUUUGCUGACAAGGAUACAAGUUCUAGGAAGAAAAUCCUUGACCCACAAGGCUUAUUCCUUCAAAAGUGGAACAAGAUUUUUGUAUUAUCAUGUGUUCUUGCUGUUUCUCUCGAUCCAUUGUUCCUUUAUAUUCCUGUGGUAAAUGGCGAGAAGAAAUGCCUUGGGUUGGACAGAAAGCUGGAGAUUACUGCUUGCAUUCUGCGUUCCUUUACUGAUAUCUUUUAUAUUAUCCACAUAAUUUUCCAGUUCCGAACUGGUUUCAUUGCUCCCUCUUCUCGAGUGUUUGGAAGAGGUGUCCUGGUUGAAGAUGCUUGGGAAAUAGCGAAGCGAUAUUUGUCUAGUUACUUCUUUGUUGACAUUUUGGCAGUUCUGCCUCUGCCACAGGUUGUGAUUGUAAUUGUCAUACCACAUAUGGGAGGGUCAACAUCAUUGAAUACGAAGAACUUGCUAAAGUUUGUUGUCCUCUUCCAGUAUCUGCCUAGGUGUCUUCGAGCACCCUUGUACAAGGAAGUCACAAGAACAUCUGGUAUACUGACUGAAACAGCAUGGGCUGGAGCUGCAUUUAAUCUUCUUCUUUACAUGCUUGCAAGUCAUGUGUUUGGUGCCUUUUGGUACCUGUUCUCUAUAGAAAGAGAAACUGUAUGCUGGAAGAAAGCCUGUGGCAACCAUACAGAUUGUCUAAAUUAUUCUGUAUAUUGCAGUGAUGAUCAACAAGGAUUCAACAAUUUUCUUAACAACUCCUGCCCAAUACAAACACCAAACACUACACUUUUUGAUUUUGGCAUUUUCCUUGAGGCUCUUCAGUCUGGUGUUGAAUCUACUGACUUUCCAGAGAAGUUAUUUUAUUGCUUCUGGUGGGGCCUGCAGAAUCUGAGCUCUCUUGGCCAAAACCUCAAAACUAGUACUUUCGUUUGGGAAAUUUGCUUUGCAGUUUUCAUUUCCAUCUCUGGAUUGGUGUUGUUCUCGUUCCUCAUUGGUAAUAUGCAGACAUACCUGCAGUCUACAACGUUAAGAUUGGAAGAGAUGAGAGUGAAAAGGAGAGAUGCGGAACAGUGGAUGUCCCAUCGAUUGCUUCCGGAGAGUCUUAGGGAGCGAAUCAGGCGGUAUGAACAGUACAAGUGGCAGGAAACUAGAGGUGUUGAUGAAGAGAAUCUUAUAACAAACCUCCCAAAGGAUCUCAGGAGGGACAUAAAGAGGCAUCUCUGUUUGGCUCUUCUUAGGAGAGUGCCACUGUUUGAGAAAAUGGACGAACAACUAAUGGAUGCAUUAUGCGACCGUCUGAAGCCUGUGCUCUAUACAGAAGACAGUUAUAUAGUCCGAGAAGGGGAUCCAGUUGACGAAAUGCUCUUCAUAAUGAGAGGCAAGCUCUUCACAGUAACCACCAACGGAGGAAGAACAGGCUUCUUCAACUCCGACUAUCUCAAGGGGGGUGACUUCUGCGGUGAAGAGCUUCUCACCUGGGCUCUAGACCCUCAUUCCUCAUCCAACCUUCCAAUAUCAACUCGAACAGUUCAAGCACUCUCGGAAGUUGAAGCUUUCGCUCUAAUGGCAGAUGAUUUGAAAUUUGUGGCUUCACAGUUCAGAAGACUACACAGCAAACAACUGCGGCAUACUUUUAGGUUUUACUCUCAACAGUGGCGGACAUGGGCAGCCUGUUUUAUUCAAGCGGCGUGGAGAAGGUAUAGUCGGAAGAAGCUUGAAGAGUCGCAGGAAGAAGAGAAUAGAUUGCAAGAUGCUUUGUUGAAUAAAGUUGGGGGGAGUUCGCCUAGUUUAGGUGCUACUAUUUAUGCUUCUAGAUUUGCUGCUAAUGCACUUCGGGCAUUGAAAAGGAAUGGGGGAAGAAGAUCGAGGUUGCCACCGGAGAGAAUUUUGCUUCAGAAACCGGCUGAGCCUGAUUUUACUGAUUAGAGUGUGUUUAAAUUAAUAGAGAGAAGAAAGAGUUUGUUGUUGUUGUGUUUAUAUAAAUGUGAAUAGUAGUAAUUUUUAUGUUGUAUAGUUAUCUUAGUAACUCCAAUGUUCUGUUUGGACUUUGAGGGGUUCUGGUUAUUUGGUUAAAUACAUUGUGAAUUGAGUUUGGAAGUA